AUGGCUUUGUUGCGUCACGUUCCACGCCGUGCCGCUUUCUCUUCCCCGGCCCGCCGCGCUCGCCCCGGCCCGACUGAAUUCGGACGCCCGCCCGCCGCGCCCCCCUGCUCCGGCGCCCUGCCUCUGCGCAGGGCCCUGCGCGCAGACCGAGCCGCGGAGCCCGCUCCCGGCAGCCUCACAUCCCGCAGAUUGAAUCUCGCUGUGUCGCUCGGUGUCUUCUGGUUCCCGAGCCUGUCUGUGGCGACAGCGCUGAAAGAGGCAGCGACGGCCUCCCCCCUCGCGCUCGUUGCCUCCGCGGGCUGCCAGUUCUUCGUGGAGGCGCUGCGCGAGGCUUUGUCUUAC
Molecule: messenger RNA, 342 nt
Organism: Prorocentrum cordatum
Lineage: Eukaryota; Dinophyceae; Prorocentrales; Prorocentraceae
Source: the annotation of a GenBank genome assembly